This is a messenger RNA of Linum tenue, 2381 nucleotides long. The record is from the annotation of a GenBank genome assembly. Lineage: Eukaryota; Viridiplantae; Streptophyta; Magnoliopsida; Malpighiales; Linaceae.
AAAUGGAAUCUCUUUUAUGUCUCCGCCAUUAACGAACUGCGAAUAUGCGGAGAAGGGGAGUGAAGACUGAAGACUGAAGCCUCCGCCGCCGUAACCGCCCCGCCGGCCCGACUAUAGUGUUGUUUAUUACUGCUGAUCGGCGGAGCAAAACCGCCCCCGAACCGAGCCAGCGAGUCCAAACAGUUUCUUCUCCGAGUCUUCUCUCUCUCUCUCUCUGUCAUCAUUCCUUUCCUUAAAUUACUGCCAUCCCAAUUUAGCAGAUCUCUCUCUUCUCUCUGCCGCCUACUUCAACUGCAUCAAUGGAUCUCUCAAUUGCGCUGACGUUCCCCUCCAUUACCACCAAACCUUCCCCUUCUCACCUUCUUCUUUCCCGCCCUCUCUUCCCCAGCUCUUCGCCCGGAAGAUCCUUGCUCUCUACACGAAACCCCUCUUCUUCCCGCCACAAUCACCGCACUCCUCGACAACGACUCCGCCGCCGUGUUUCCGCAGCCGUCGACGACGACGAUGGCGGCUUCGUCCUCGAAGAUGUCCCUCACCUGUCCGAUUUCCUCCCCAAUCUCCCCGUAUUGAUUCUCCUCCCUCUUCUCUUCCCGUCCUCCUAAUCGUAUAGUUGGUUCAAGAUAGUGAUCUCUGGUUCCCCGUUUCCUUGCUUCUUCAGCUGUAUCCCAAUCCCUUGGAGAAGAGCCAAGCUUAUGCCAUUGUCAAGCAAACCUUCGUCGGCCAGGAAGAUGCGGUGGCGCAGCAGGUCGUUGUUCAUAAAGGCAGCCCCCGAGGAGUACACUUCCGGCGAGCCGGCCCUCGAGAAAAGGUGUACUUUAAGCCUGAUGAGGUUCGGGCUUGCGUAGUCACAUGUGGAGGGUUGUGCCCAGGGAUCAAUACAGUCAUCCGGGAGAUAGUUUGUGGGUUGAACUACAUGUAUGGUGUGGAUGACAUUCUUGGUAUCGUGGGAGGGUAUAGAGGCUUCUACUCUAAGAACACUGUGAAGCUGACCCCUAAAGUUGUGAACGAUAUCCAUAAACGUGGCGGCACUACCCUUUUGACAUCUAGAGGAGGUCAUGAUACGGUUAAGAUAGUUGACAGCAUUCAGGACAGGGGAAUUAAUCAGGUGUACAUAAUUGGAGGUGAUGGGACCCAGAAAGGAGCAGCUCUAAUUCAUGAGGAAGUUGAGAAACGUGGUAUGAAAGUAGCAGUUGCUGGGAUUCCCAAGACCAUUGACAAUGACAUAGCUGUGAUAGACAAAUCGUUUGGUUUUGAUACUGCUGUUGAAGAAGCUCAGAGAGCAAUUAAUGCUGCACAUGUAGAGGUUGAGUGUGUGGAAAACGGAGUUGGAGUAGUCAAGCUGAUGGGAAGAUAUAGUGGAUUCAUUGCUAUGCAUGCAACUUUGGCCAGUCGAGAUGUGGAUUGUUGCUUGAUUCCAGAAUCUCCAUUUUAUCUGGAAGGUCAAGGCGGGCUGUUCCAAUUCAUUGAAAGCCGGAUGAAAGAAAAUGGGCAUGUGGUUAUUGUGAUAGCUGAAGGAGCAGGGCAGGAAUUUGUUGCUCAGAGCAUCCAUGACGUCAAUCAGAAAGAUGCAUCAGGAAACAGGCUACUUCUUGAUGUUGGUCUCUGGUUGUCUCAUAAGAUUAAGGAUCACUUCACACAAGUUCGGGAGAUGGAUGUAAAUAUGAAAUACAUAGAUCCAACAUACAUGAUACGGGCUAUUCCAAGUAACGCAUCAGACAACAUAUAUUGCACUCUUCUUGCACAAAGUGCCGUACAUGGGGCGAUGGCUGGGUACACAGGCUUCACAGUUGGACCAGUUAAUGGCAAACACGCCUACAUACCCAUUGCUCGGGUGACAGAGACGCAGAACACAGUGAGGUUGACUGACAGGAUGUGGGCUAGGCUCCUUUCCUCAACAAACCAGCCAAGUUUCUUGAAUUCCUGUGAUGAUAUUUUGUUGCAACAAGAAAGAGUCGACAGAGACAUGGUCGACAUGAUUCACAAAAUGAAGAUUACUUCCACCUAGUCACCACCAUUCAAUUGCUGGCUCUAAAGCUAAACACGGAGAAGCGCAUCGGGCGUGGGCAUGUAUCAGCAGCAUAACAAACUCAAGCCAUCUUCCAUGAUGUCGGAGGAAGGUACAAUGUGUUUGCAUGCUGAGUUGACAAUCAUUUUGUUGUAGGUGUAGGAUGAAAGACUGUUGUGCUUGGUUGAGUUGAAGUGUAAACAAGAGUAUAGAUAGGGGGCGAAACAAUAAUGAAGAAAACAGAGUAGCAACUUGCUUUCAACUUUGCAGAUAAUACCAAAUGAUAGGCUUUUUGUCUGCCUGUCUGUUCCAUCCAUCAUUCCAUCCACAAGUGGCAGUGGGUUCUUCCUUCCUAGUAGUUAUCUGGCACACCAUG